Sapajus apella (tufted capuchin) is the source of this 1619-nucleotide messenger RNA. It is a transcript of the gene MTRF1, whose product is annotated as mitochondrial translation release factor 1. The coding region runs from base 143 to 1345 and encodes 400 amino acids. Gene Ontology annotation, biological process: translational termination. The transcript is spliced from 9 exons. The record is from RefSeq and is a predicted model, not a curated record. Gene Ontology annotation, molecular function: translation release factor activity. Lineage: Eukaryota; Metazoa; Chordata; Mammalia; Primates; Cebidae.
UACACAGCAUGGUUUGCCCGUGCUGGUGCCCCGCGGGCUGUCACUUCUGACCUGCCGACGCUCAGAACGUUCCCUAAAGCAUCAGAGUAAUACUGUUACUGUGAUCGGUAAUGACGAAGCCGUGCUGUUCUCAGAUGCUGAGAUGAAUCGACACCUGUGUGUUUGGCUUUUUAGACGUCCAUCUCUUAAUGGUUACCUCCACUGUCACAUCCAGCUCCAUUCUCAUCAAUUUGGACAGAUACAUUUUGAUACAAGGAUGCAGGUUUCUAGACAAAACAGGAAUUGCAUUCUUCAUCAUCUGCUAAGUAAGAAUUGGUCCAGGAGAUAUUGUCAUCAAGACACCAGGAUGCUCUGGAAGCAUAAAGCACUACAGAAAUAUAUGGAGAACCUGAAUAAGGAGUACCAAACACUUGAGCAAUGUCUGCAGCAUUUCUCCGUGAAUGAAGAGAACCGAAGGUCCUUGAACAGAAGGCGUGCUGAGUUGGCACCUCUUGCAGCCAUUUACCAAGAAAUUCAGGAGGCUAAACAAGCAAUUGAAGAAUUAGAAUCAAUGUGUAAAAGCCUAAGUAAACAAGAUGAAAAGCAGUUACAAGAACUUGCACUGGAAGAAAGGCAAACCAUUGCUCAAAAAAUCAACAUGUUAUACAGUGAGCUUUUCCAGAGCCUUGUGCCAAAGGAGAAAUACGACAAAAAUGAUGUUAUUUUAGAGGUGACAUCUGGAAGAACUACUGGAGGUGACAUCUGCCAACAAUUUACCCGAGAAAUAUUUGACAUGUACCAGAAUUAUUCGUGCUAUAAGCACUGGCAAUUUGAACUUCUGAAUUAUACACCAGCAGAUUAUGGUAGGCAUAUUGAGGAUUUUGUCCAUAGGAAAUACGUAGAUGUGAAAUUGGACCCCAAGGAUUUGCGAAUAGAUACAUUUCGAGCCAGAGGAGCAGGAGGGCAACAUGUUAAUACAACUGAUAGUGCCGUCAGACUUGUCCAUAUCCCCACAGGACUAGUAGUAGAAUGCCAACAAGAAAGAUCACAGAUAAGAAAUAAAGAAAUAGCUUUGAGUGUGCUGAGAGCUAGACUCUACCAGCAGAUCAUCGAGAAAAACAAGUGUCAACAACACAGCACUAGAAAACUGCAGGUGGGAACAAGAGCCCAGUCAGAGCGAAUUCGGACAUAUAAUUUCACCCAGGAUAGAGUCACUGACCACAGGAUAGCAUAUGAAGUUCGUGAUAUUAAGGAAUUUGUAUGUGGUGGGAAGAGCCUGGAUCAGCUAAUUCAGAGACUGCUUCAAUCAGCAGAUGAAGAAGCCAUUGUUGAACUUUUGGAUGAAAACCUUAAAUCAGCAAAAUAAAUACUGACAUAUUAUUUAUGAUUAUAUAAAUGAAAUAGACCUAUAUCAAGAAACAGACUGAAGCAUAGAAAUCUUUAUGAAUAUUUAUAAAUUACAGGUAUAAGAAUACAUUAUGCAUAAAUAUAUAUUUUUUAAUGAAUCAAAGUCACAUUUCCUCACCUAACGAUUUAUUUUAGGUUUCUUGUAAAGUACAAUCCAACUCAUCAAGUAGAAAACAAGCAUGCAUCAUUGAAAAGAGAUAUAAAGUAUUGAGAAUUGAUUGUGCGAUUUAGGA